This is a messenger RNA of Alternaria burnsii, 702 nucleotides long. RefSeq names its product ubiquinol-cytochrome c reductase iron-sulfur subunit. NCBI's taxonomy places the organism in Eukaryota, Fungi, Ascomycota, Dothideomycetes, Pleosporales, Pleosporaceae. The transcript is spliced from 4 exons. Gene Ontology annotation, cellular component: membrane. Gene Ontology annotation, biological process: mitochondrial electron transport, ubiquinol to cytochrome c. Gene Ontology annotation, molecular function: 2 iron, 2 sulfur cluster binding; quinol-cytochrome-c reductase activity. Bases 1 to 702 code for a protein of 233 amino acids. The record is from RefSeq and is a predicted model, not a curated record.
AUGCCCGCCCUCGCCAACACAACCCGUGCCAUUGCACGCUCAUGGACCGCUCACCAGAUGCCCGUCGCUCGGGCGGCCGGCACCACUGCUCUGCAGACCCGCAACGCCUCGGCUUCCUCGUUCGACAGCCCCUUCAAGGGCGGCCCAGACACGACCAAGGUCCCCUCGUUCGCUGCGUACAGGAGUAAGGGAGGCGAGACAGGCCCCAAGAUGUUCCAGUACUUCAUGGUCGGAACCAUGGGUGCGCUGAGUGCGCUUGGCGCGAAGGCGACUGUCCAGGACUUCCUCGUCAACAUGUCCGCCUCCGCCGACGUUUUGGCCCAGGCCAAGGUAGAGAUCGACCUCGCUGCCAUUCCCGAGGGCAAGAACGUCAUUAUUAAGUGGCGAGGCAAGCCCGUCUUCAUCCGACACCGCACCGAAUCCGAGAUCAAGGAGGCCGACGACACCAAGUGGGAGUCUCUCCGUGACCCCCAGCCCGACAAGGACCGUGUCCAGAAGCCCGAGUGGUUGAUCAUGUUGGGUGUCUGCACCCAUCUGGGAUGUGUCCCUAUUGGUGAGGCUGGUGACUUUGGAGGCUGGUUCUGCCCUUGCCACGGUUCCCACUACGACAUCUCUGGCCGCAUAAGAAAGGGACCUGCCCCGCUCAACCUGGAGAUUCCCGCAUACGACUUCCCCGAGGAGGGCAAGGUCGUCAUUGGUUAA